CAGAAAGCCGCCAACAUUUUCUUCUCUCUCUAUAUAUAUAUAUAUACAGUAAUCCUACUAACCUGCCGCUGCUCAUCGGAAACCUGCUCAUUCUCCUCCACCGGCGGUCUCCACCGGGAUAGAAAAUGGGGGUAGGGGAAGAAGGACACGGAUCGUCGACUGCUGGAGGAAUAAGAAAAAGAGGAUGUACACUUUCAAAGGAUGAUUUUCUGCCAGAGGAAUCAUUCAAGAGCUGGGGAAAUUAUGUAAAUGCAUUGAGUAAUACACCAGCUCGGCUUUAUGAUCGAGUUGUGACACGUUCUGAUGAGCAAGAAGAGAUGGAUGCCAAGGCAAGAAGUGUUAACCAAAUGAAGAGGAGCUUGAAUUGGUGGGAUCUCAUGUGGUUUGGGUUAGGUGCACUUGUUGGUGCUGGAAUAUUUGUUCUUACUGGUCUUGAAGCUCGUACUGAUGCUGGUCCAGCAGUUGUCCUAGCUUAUGUUAUUUCUGGGGUCUCAGCUAUGUUAGCUGUAUUUUGCUACACUGAGUUUGCUGUGGAGAUUCCAGUGGCAGGUAUGUAAAGUCACUUACAUAUCUGUAUUUUACUAACUAGUAAAAGAAUAUUUACUUUAUCAGGUCAUCGAAGAUAAAAAGGCAGGAUUAGUAACUUGGAAAAUAAGACAGAUUAUCUGCUAUAAUAGCUUAAAAUACAUUGAUUCUGUAAAAAUUCUUUGCACUAUCAUGUAUGUAUUUAAGUAAAUCCAUUUUUUAAGGUACAUUAGUAAAUUAAAGCUCUUGAUGAGAGAUAUCCAUCUUCAAUACCUUUUGAUUA
Molecule: messenger RNA, 808 nt
Organism: Nicotiana tabacum (common tobacco)
Lineage: Eukaryota; Viridiplantae; Streptophyta; Magnoliopsida; Solanales; Solanaceae
Source: RefSeq, a predicted model, not a curated record